GGCGGGCGGGGCUGCCCGGGCGGCUGGGGCUGCCCCUGCCCGGCUGCAGGGCACGCUGUGCGGCCCUGCUCGCGGAGAGGGAAGCCUUUCAAGAAGCCUUUUCUUGGAAAGAGGAUGGAAAUACUGCUUUGACAUAGGGUUGUUAUUUUCGCCAGGUGUUCUCUGCAGGGGUGUUGUAAGAAUUUUUUUAGGAAGCCAAUCUUGUGCUGCAAUCGCAUAACUGGCAAAACCGAUCAGCACUUUCUUACUGGGAAGUGCCAGUACGCUAAUUGUAAAGAUUUUGUGCAGACGUUUAUUUUAAAUAACGUGUAUAUUAAAACGGCAUUCUUACUUGUAAUUACAGCCCCUUGUAUUUAAUUGAGUAAACGCAAGAAUGUAUGGGAAGCCAAGAAGUCCCAUUGCCUCUGCUGCAUCUGAGGAAAGAGAAUUUGAGAUUCACCUAUUGAAAAGCGCAAAUGAUCUAGAUCUGGUGGAACUCAGAAAUGCUGAGUAGCCACUGCUACUCAGAAUUUUUAGAAGACAGACGUGAUUGUUUGUACCUAUAAAGUGAAGUAACCAAAACAAGUGAUCAGCUUGUGGAAAUAACUUCAGUGACCUCUCCAGCCUCACAAAAUAAGUUAGGGGUAAGAACUGAAUUCACAUUUGGGAAGACCUGUAUGCGUGGGCAUAUUCAGAUUGGUAUACACACAAACUGGUGAUUCUGUACUUUUAAGAAGCGUGUUUAUACAAUUUAAAUUAUGGCUCAAAACUUUCACAUAGGUUCAGUUAUUGAGUGAGUUCAACAAAUUAUUGUUCUCUAAGUUUUCAUAGUACCAGUCCUAAAUAAAAAACUCCCUUUCUUCUUUCACUAGUUUUAAAAAAACAAAAAUCCUUCCAACAACCUAGAAGCCUUAACAGACACAGUUUCUUAAGUUGCUCUCCUGCAUCUUGUGCAUACUUCCUUUCUGUACUUAAACUCAUAUUUGCUUUCCUUUCUGCUAAGCUGCCAAACCAGAUGGUAAGAACAAAAGGUCUAGCACAGCAUAACUGGUAAGCUGGAAGGACAGUGUGAAGGGGAUGAUCCAGAAAAGAAAAUAAUUUUAUUGGGACUGUUUGCGUGGCUCCAGUAGUCAAAUUCAGUAAUUGAGAGGAAUGUUGUAAAAGAAUGCUUGGGUAGCAUGUGGAAUAACUGUUUAUCUUCAGUUAAGGAGUCUGCUUAAUUUCCAACAGAUUAAAAGAUCACAAACAACUGUCCUGUAAAAACAAGAGGGGAAAAACAAUCCUUCUUGGCAACAAUGAGGUAUUUUCACUUCUGUAAGCUUCCAGGAAGAGUUAUGGGAAUCCGCCUACUACGCUUCACUUCUGUGGUGAUCAUUGUCUUACUUCUUGUGGCAGGUGCUUUAACAGCUUUGCUUCCCACUAUCAAAGAUGAGAAAAUGCCCAAUUUGAGAAGGGAACCAAAAAUCCAGAGUCAGUCUGCCUUGGAUUCAUUUACUCUUAUUAUGCAGACAUACAAUAGAACUGACUUACUGCUAAAGCUUUUAAAUCAUUAUCAAGCCAUCCCCCACCUACAUAAAGUAAUUGUAGUGUGGAACAACAUUGGUGAGAAGACACCAGAGGAAAUGUGGAAUUCCUUGGGGCCUCACCCUGUCCCUGUUGUCUUUAAAGUUCAAACUGUAAAUCGCAUGAGAAACAGACUCCAGAAUUUCCCUGAGCUGGAAACAAAAGCUGUUUUAAUGAUGGACGAUGAUACACUAGUCAGUGCUCAUGACCUUGCUUUUGCCUUUUCUGUUUGGCAGCAAUUUCCAGAUCAUAUAGUGGGAUUUGUUCCUAGAAAACACAUUUCUACUCCUUCAGGUGUAUACAGUUAUGGCAGCUUUGAAUUGCAGAACCCUGGAUUUGGAAAUGGAGAUCAGUAUUCAAUGGUUCUUAUUGGUGCAGCCUUUUUUCAUAGGGGGUAUUUAGAAGACUUUCAAAGGCAGCCAGAAGCUGUUUAUGCCUUAAUAGAUGAAACUCAAAAUUGUGAUGAUAUUGCCAUGAAUUUUCUGGUAGCCAAGCAUACUGGAAAGCCUUCAGGAGUGUUUGUGAAACCUGUUGACAUAAGAAAUUUAGAAAAAGACAGUAACAGUGGCUAUUCUGGAAUGUGGCACCGAGCAGAGCAUUUGUUACAGAGAUCUUACUGUGUAAAUAAACUGGUUAAUAUUUAUGAUGGCAUGCCUUUAAAAUAUUCUAAUAUCAUGAUUUCUCAGUUUGGUUUUCCUAAUUAUGCAAAUCACAAAAAUAAAAUAUAAGCCAAUGAAUUUAAGGGGUUAGAUGUUAAAAGAAUACUCAGUGAAUUGUACUGAGUUCAAGGAGAGAAGGUAUAAUUACUGCAUCUUUGCCAUCCUUAUUUAUAGCCUCUGAAUUUUUUUCAUACAGCUUUUUACGUUUUUUGCCCUUUCUUUCUUAUUAUCCAAGGUAAGCUUGGAGAAACCUUAAAUAAUAUACACAAAUAAUUAUCUGUGACAAAAUAAUCCUCUUUCCUUGAAACCAGAAAAGCUAUUACAAUUAAUUAGGACAGUUAUUCAGAAACGUACAGACAAAAAUGCACUCCUACCCUUCUGUGCUUAUAUAUUUUUUAUAUUUUUUUUUUGAUGUAUGUAUCUAGUCAAAUGAGGUCUAGGCACAUUUUUGAUAGUUUAUGUUGAGAUGCUUCCUUGCCUUCCCCCUCCUCUCCUCACCUCCUAUUCAGUUCCCAGUACAAACUAUAGAAAGGCUACAGUAAACUGUUGGCCAAACUUCUGGACUCCUCUAGAAAACCCCUUUGAAGUUUGUAUAUACGCUAUUCUGUAUUCUGAGAUGUUCUUGAAGCUGCUAUGAAAGCAAGGCAGAAGAGAGUGCCUCACCUUCAUCUCAGUCCUAAAACCAUUGCCUACAGUAUCUACUGCUGCUGAGACAGUGUAAAAUUAUCUCUGAUGUGGCUUCUUUCCAUAUUACUAAUUUGCCUAGAGUUGCUGAAACACUGCAAGCAGCUGAAAGGUAAAACCUAGCCGUUGGAAAUGUGUGAAACAUGAAUACAUGAAAUAUAAAACUUACAGAACUAGCCAGAAGAAAUGGAUGGGGUAUUACUUAUACUCUCUUUAGUACUUGACUUAUUUUGAUAUUUAGCAUGUACAUUGUUACAAAAAUGUGCCCAAGAAAAUCCUCACUUAAAAAAAAUACAUUUACAAUCCUAAGAGCAGCACACUGUUCUACAUUUAUUACAGAGUGUAAAUUUUGUAAUGUCACAGGUCUACAGGUUUUUUAACUGCUCUUUCAAAUGAGUAUUUGGUUCCUUUCAUCUCUGUUUUUGGUGGCUAUGAUAACAGAAUUAAAACGUGCAAUGAUGGGUAAAGCAUUAUGAAGUAUUUUAAGGUACAGUGGAUAUUUGACAGGGCUGAACUACUAUCUGGCUUCAUCAUAGCAAGAAACAGAGCUGUUAUUAACAGUUUUUGUUAGGACUCUCUGGUUUUGGAAAUGUUAACAUAGACCAGACAAAUCUUUUCCAUUGAUGUUGCAGAAUAUUUUUUUUGUAGUAUGGACAAAGGAAGAAAAGAGUGAUCAAGAGAGGAAUCAAAUCUGGCAUCCAAAGUAAUUCAGUUUCAUCUGCAUCAGCUUUUAUUUGACUCUUAGUUCAAGGGUAUCUAUGGACAAUAAAUAACAGCUCAUACCUAGAACACAAACAGCAUCUGCACACAUGGUGUGUAAUUUUACCAUUUUUUUGUAAGAAGUUGGGUGAAAAAUGUGAGAAGUUCUUCACAGCAGGGCUGAUUCUGGGUGCUAGUGUCAGGGUUUGACAGUGAGUCUUUGAGUUUCUUUGGGGGAACAGAGGCUUCUUUUGCCUUGUUCAGUCAAUGUUACAGGAUUUGGUUUAUGUUCAGUGAAGUCUUCCUAGUGUUUUUGUAAUAUUUUAAAGACAAAAUCUGAACAUGGCAAUGUAAAGUCUGCUUAAUUUUGUUCUAAUAAUGAAAAGUGGAAUUUAAUUAUUGUGCUGUAGUGAUAAGUAGUAUACAAACAGGUCUAUGAUCUUCCCAGAAAUGCAACUUUCCCAGUGGCAGUUUACUGCAUUUCAUUUACUGGUCUGUAAUUUCUGUUCUGUGCGGUAUCAACUAGAAUUGUGAAGACUCACAGAUGUUGUUUACCUUACUUUUAAAAUGUGAAAUGAACUGUCAUCUCAGCCACAUCUUAGUAUUGGGUUCCUUGUUAAAGGGACAGUUGUUGUGGGUUUGUUUUUUUUGUUGUUCUGUAUCAGUGACAGAAUUAAUAGAACAAGCUUUUAUAAUACUGGUAAAUUUAAUUUGUACAAUUGUCAAAUAAAAUACAUAAAACACA
Messenger RNA from Apus apus (common swift), 4329 nucleotides. RefSeq names its product exostosin like glycosyltransferase 2 (gene EXTL2). Bases 1275 to 2270 code for a protein of 331 amino acids. Gene Ontology annotation, molecular function: glycosyltransferase activity. Lineage: Eukaryota; Metazoa; Chordata; Aves; Apodiformes; Apodidae. The record is from RefSeq and is a predicted model, not a curated record. The transcript has 5 exons. Gene Ontology annotation, cellular component: membrane.